Geosmithia morbida is the source of this 1188-nucleotide messenger RNA. Its product is annotated as Major Facilitator Superfamily. Gene Ontology annotation, molecular function: transmembrane transporter activity. Gene Ontology annotation, biological process: transmembrane transport. Lineage: Eukaryota; Fungi; Ascomycota; Sordariomycetes; Hypocreales; Bionectriaceae. The transcript has 3 exons. Bases 1 to 1188 code for a protein of 395 amino acids. The record is from RefSeq and is a predicted model, not a curated record.
AUGGCUCUUGCUGCUACUAUCGGAGCAGCCCUGGCGCCAGACUAUUCGGGAUACAUGGCUGCUAGGUUCUUCCAAGGCCUGGGCGUAAGUCCUGCAGCCAAUGUCGGCCUCGCCAUCAUCAACGACAUCUUCUUCGAACACGAGCGUGGACAGAAGGUUGGGCUGUGGGUUCUGUCCAUAGACCUGGGUCUUCUAUUUGGCCCUCUAAUCGGCGGCUUCGUCAACAUCGCCGGGUACAAGUGGAUACAGUGGCUCACAGCUAUCAUGUUUGGCGUCAUUCUUAUUGUCGAGGUCGUCUUCCUCCCCGAGACGCUGUACCCUCGUGACCGAAUGAUCACCACGGCCUCAUCCAAGGGUGUGAAUGUGGAUGAAAAGGUCCUGGCAUCGGAUACAGACAACCGCGCCAAUAUCCCCCGGACCAAGACUCUCCCGUUUAUCAACCUUGCUCCCGUUCCCGGAGUUCAGCACCCUAAACCCUAUGAUACCAUUGUCCGCUUCGUCAAGACGUUCAAGUACGUCGUCGUCCCCAUCUCCGUCAUGACCUACUGCUUCGGGUGGUAUUGGUGGGUCCUGUCUGUCGUCACAUUACUCCCCACGGCCUAUAUCUCGUACACUCCUCAGAUUCAGGGCCUCCUAUACAUCGGCCUCAUCAUCGGCACCCUCAUCUCGGAAAUCUUCUUCUCCGGCCGCCUGAGCGACGCUAUCGUCCUGAAACUCGCAAAGAAGAACAGCAAUAGCAAACAGCCCGAGAUGCGUCUGUGGCUUGCUUAUCCUGCUGCCAUACUUACGGCUGUGGGACUGAUCGUGUGGGGUAUCAGUGUCAGUCGUGGGUACCACUGGAUGGUUGGUCAGGUGGCUCUCGCCUUGUUCGGCGCUGGUAUUCAGAUGGGCAACACGUCCAUCUGCAGCUACGUUGUCGAUGCCUACCCGAUGCAGAGUAUGGCCAUGAUGACAUUUUACGCCGUUAUGCUCAACCUUUCAGCCUUCAUCGACCCCUUUUUCUGUGUUACAUGGGUCGAGGAUGUCGGUUUCGAGUGGACCUUUGCCGGUCACGCCAUCAUCACCGUGUUCUUCUGCCUACCCGUCCUGGGACUGCUGCACCGCUUUGGUCCGGCUCUGCGUAUAAAGUCUGGGGAUCCGACAUGGGUGAAUCCGGAAUUCGACAAGGACACGUCCGUAGAUCACUAG